Molecule: messenger RNA, 2226 nt
Organism: Bacidia gigantensis
Lineage: Eukaryota; Fungi; Ascomycota; Lecanoromycetes; Lecanorales; Ramalinaceae
Exons: 3
Coding region: 1-2226 (741 amino acids)
Biological process (GO): glutamyl-tRNA aminoacylation; translation
Cellular component (GO): methionyl glutamyl tRNA synthetase complex; cytosol; cytoplasm
Molecular function (GO): ATP binding; glutamate-tRNA ligase activity
Source: RefSeq, a predicted model, not a curated record
AUGGCCACGCUGAAGAUUGCCGCCAAGGCGAGUCAAUCCACGACUUUUCCCGCCUUGUUGGUGGCUCACUUCACCAAAAUAUUAGAUGAUAAGACCAGUAUCGAUUUUAUCUUUGAGGAUGUUGACAUACUUGAUCCUCUAAAGAAGUCCACUGUUGAAUUGCUUACAGGGUCAGGUGACCCGCUGGUUGGCUCUCAACAGGUCCUGAACAGUCUGUUUGAGAGUAAUCCACUUCUCAGAGGAAAGAAUGAUGAACUCGUCAACGAGUGGUUUGAUCGAUCAACCAAGAUUAGUGCUCCGGACGUCCGCGCAACAGAGGCCCAUCUUUUAGAGCUUGACGCGCAUCUAACACUCCGCUCGUACAUUGUAGACUAUAGCGUGACCGCUGCUGAUAUCGCAGUAUGGGGUGUGAUACGUGGCAGCAAGAUCGGCUAUUCAUCGAUGAAGAAGGGAGCAAUGCUUAAUGUCACUCGUUGGUAUAAGUUCAUUGAAGAAAUCUGUCCUUGGAUAGCAAACGCCAUUCACUCGGCAAAUGCCCAGGCACAAGCACGGACAUCAGCUCAGAGCUCGAAAGGUGCAAGCUACGGGAUCGGACUUCCUGAUACUGACAAGGGGGUUGUAACGAGAUUUCCUCCAGAGCCGUCGGGUUACUUGCAUAUUGGCCACGUCAAAGCUGCUUUGCUUAACGACUACUUUGCUCAUGAGGAAUAUCGCGGAACACUCUUGUGCCGUUUUGAUGAUACCAAUCCAUCAAAAGAGAGAGAAGAGUUUCAGAACGCUAUUGUCGCGGAUCUCGCCCUGAUGGGGGUACGACCGGACAGAACGACUUUCACUAGCGACUACUUUGACGAGUUAUAUGAGUACUGUAUCAGGCUGAUCAAAGACGGCAGAGCGUACGGUGAUGACACCGAGAAAGAAAAGAUGCAGCAUGAGAGAUGGCAUGGCAUCAAGAGCGAGCGGCGUGAUGCUAGCGUAGAUCAGAAUCUUGCGCGUUUUGAGGAGAUGAAAAAGGGGACAGACGAAGGCCUAAGGUGGUGUGUGAGAGCAAAGAUGUCGAUCGAUGAUCCAAACAAGGCUUUACGUGACCCCGUCAUAUACCGAUGCAAUCCGGAGAGGCACCACCGUACGAACGACAGAUGGAAAAUGUAUCCCACUUACGACUUUGCUUGCCCCAUUGUCGAUUCAAUUGAAGGCGUAACCCACGCUCUCAGAACUAUCGAGUACCGGGAUCGAAAUCCUCAAUACGAAUGGAUGCUAAAUGCUCUUCAACUACGAAAAGUUCACAUCUGGGACUUCGCUCGCAUGAAUUUUGUCCGCACCGUCUUGUCGAAACGCAAGCUUACAAAGCUCGUGGACAGAGGCGUUGUCUGGGGAUGGGAUGAUCCUCGAUUCCCCACUAUCCGUGGCAUUCGCCGCAGAGGCAUGACGAUACCCGCUCUUCGUGAGUUCAUUCUCAAACAGGGGCCAAGUAAAAACAUAGUGAAUCUUGACUGGACCUUGUUCUGGGCGACAAACAAGAAAUACAUUGAUCCUGUGGCACCUCGACACACUGCCAUCACUAAGGAGCAUGCCGUCAAAGCUACAGUAAAAGGUGCACGCUUAGCACCGUGGACAGAGGACAAGCCCAAGCAUGGCAAGAAUCCCGAGAUUGGGACCAAAAAAGUGGCGUUUAGUGAGGAAAUUUUGAUUGAACAAGUUGACGCCCAAAACUUCGCGCAGGAUGAAGAGAUCACCUUGAUGAAUUGGGGCAACGCGAUCGUCCGUAAUAUCAAGCACUCCUUCAAUCCACUCCACCUCAAAGAGGUGACCGGCCUUGAACUUGAGCUGCACUUACAAGGUGACGUCAAAACUACUAAACAGAAAAUUACUUGGUUAUCCCAACAAGGACAGGAGCUGAUCCCAAUCGAGCUUGUGGAUUUUGACUACCUCAUCACCAAAGAUGUCCUUGAAGAGGGUGAUGAGCUCGAUGAUUUUCUCAAUGAAAAAACGGAGUUCCGCUCUGAGGCCCUCGCGGACUGUAACGUUGCCGAACUGAAAGAGGAUGAUAUCAUACAAUUUGAGCGGAAAGGAUACUUCCGAGUUGAUCGAGCAUUUCAGCACGGUAAGCCUGCUGUGCUUUUCAACAUACCAACUGGUAAGGGGGCAAGUAAGCAAGGACACCUGAUGAUACCGGCAAAUGGCAAUACUUCAAACAAGAGAAGAAAUGACCAGAGUAUCAACAUCUAG